Molecule: messenger RNA, 2285 nt
Organism: Ceutorhynchus assimilis (cabbage seed weevil)
Lineage: Eukaryota; Metazoa; Arthropoda; Insecta; Coleoptera; Curculionidae
Source: the annotation of a GenBank genome assembly
AGCAAACAACAAAAACAAUAACAUCAUGGGCGAAAACAAUGUGCAGCCCCGUUUUGAAAAAUCCCUAGGCCUCCUAACAUCGAAAUUUGUAAAUCUACUGCAAAAAUCCAAGGGGGGCAUUCUAGACCUGAAAGUGGCGGCUGACAUUUUGGAAGUGAGACAAAAAAGACGCAUCUAUGACAUCACAAAUGUGCUAGAAGGAAUCGGUUUAAUAGAGAAAAAGAGCAAAAACAGUAUUCAGUGGAAGCCCUAUUCCAGCCCUAAAAGAUCUGACACAUUGACGUCAGAGUAUUCGAGCAAGAUUUGUAAAUUGAAGCAAGACUUGAACAAAUUGGACGAAUAUGAGCACGAAUUGGAUUUACAUAAGAUUUGGAUUGAGCAAAGCAUCAAAAAUAUCCUUGAGGAUUUCAAUACAAAAAGGCUCUUGUAUUUAACCAAUGAAGAUUUCAAUAUCUGUUAUCCAAAUGAAAAUGUUUGCAUAAUAAAUACUCCAAUUAAUAUUAAUUUUAAUGAAUCAACAUUGCACUUGAAAAGUCAAAAUCCCAUUAAGGUCCAUUUACUGUCACCAGAACACAAAGGCCCCACCCCUAGGAAAAGGCCUUCGGCUCAAAACAAGCCCCACUACGAAGACCCGGACUUUGAAACGGCCGAAAUUUUGUUUAGGAAAAGGCCUAGGGACAAAGGCCCCGGUUUGUGGGAGCCUUUCGUCAAACUAGGCCCCCCUAGGACUCAAGACUACCUGUACAACCUCUCAGACACCGAGGGCGCUUGCGAAUUGUUCGAUAUUUAAAUUAUUUAUAUUUAAAGGGAAAAAAAAAAUAAUAAAAUUUAAAAUGGUGGAAUGCAUUUUUUUUUUUUAUUAUUAUUAACAAUUUUUUCUUUUAAUUUAAACAAAAUACUCACUUUUGAUUGGCUGAAGGUCUCGGGGCCCUGGAAAAAUGGAACCACCCCCCACCCAAACAACAAAACAAACCGACGCCAUUUUGAAUUUGAACUGUCAACAAUUACAACAAUGUCAAUUUUUUUUUUUUUUUUUGACGUUUGUGUCAGCAAUUUAAACGGAAAUUAGUGACAAUUGACGCUAAUUCAUUAUUAAUUCGUUUUGUGACGUCAUUAACGCUGCGUCCAUACUAAAUUCAAUAUGACGUCACUAGUUGCUGGCAAAAGCGUUUGUGAUCAUAAAUCGUGAAAGUGGUUGCAAAAAUUCGGUUCUAACUAGAAAUGUUGACGUUUGAAUUUUUUAAAAAUUGAAUUAUUUCAAUAAAGUGCAAAUAUUACAGUGUUGCCAAUUUAAAAACCUGUAAAAACAAGGCGUUUGUUAAUGUUCACGGUGAAAAUUUAAUUCAUUAAUUACGUCAUAAUUACUGAUGAUUUUAAUUAAAAAAUAAUUUUUUAAAUAAUUAAUGAAUAAAAUUGUUCUACGCCUCAUUUAUUAAUAAAAUAUGCACGGUGAAUGUUGACAAAUGCCUCAUUUGAUAGAAUAACGGUGAAUAUUAACAAACGCCUUAUUUAAUACAGUCAAUGUUGACAAAUGCCUCAUUCGGAAAAAAAGAAGAAAGUCAGGGGCGUACCAUACUAAAAUUUCAAAUUUUUCCAAUGAAAAAUAACCCCAUUGUGUAGCCAGAGCAAAUAUUACAGUGUUGCCAAUUUGAAAACUGCAAAAACAAGGCGUUUGUUAACAUUCACCGUAAAAAAAUUUCAAUAAUCAAUUACGCCCUAAUAAAAAAAAAAAAUAUAUUUCAAUUAAAGGUGGCCAUGAAAAUUCACAAAAAAAAAAAACAAAAACUCAAUUUUUGACAUUUUGUGUACCACCCGCCUGUCAACAAGGCCCAAUUAAAAACGUCAUCAUUUCAAAAAAACAGGGUUGCAUUUUUUUCUAAAACACCUAGAAAUCCAAUGAAAUUUUUUUUGACAGUUCAGUGGCGUAUCUGUGUAUCAUCUGUCAACAAGGCCUUAUUAAAAACGUCAUCAUUUUUGUAUUUUUUCCAAAACACCUAGACAUUUUUUUUUUUGACAGUUCAGUGGCGUGUCCCAAGACCUUCAACCUCUCAAAAAAAAAAAUCAAAAACUUCGAAAAUUCUGCGCCUUAAAAACUAGAAAAAAAAAAAAAAACAAUUAAAUCAGUUCGAGGCCGAUGCGGUUGUUGCCGGUAAAGGCCAACAGAGGGCCCUGGUGACAAAACUGCGCAAAACGUUUUUGCAACGUUUCGCGCAGCUCGCGUCUUUUCUCGUACACCUGCCGGCUCCUGCUUUUGAACUCGCGCACCUCCUCAGCCGUGAUGAAAC